Messenger RNA from Hippocampus comes (tiger tail seahorse), 1642 nucleotides. RefSeq names its product stum, mechanosensory transduction mediator homolog (gene stum). Bases 267 to 695 code for a protein of 142 amino acids. The transcript has 4 exons. The record is from RefSeq and is a predicted model, not a curated record. NCBI's taxonomy places the organism in Eukaryota, Metazoa, Chordata, Actinopteri, Syngnathiformes, Syngnathidae.
GUGGGGGGGAUUUAUAGUGAGCGCUUUCUCUCAGUCUGUGAAUGCUUAGAGCACAUUUGACCAAAAGAAAGAAACACCCCGGAAACUACAGUCAUCCUUCCAGGAAUUUCUAUUAUUAUUAUUAUUAUUAUAAUUAUUAAUAUCACAUUUUUUUAAUGAGCAUCUGAGCCCAAUGAACAACACCACCAAUGAGAGACUUUUUCGGACUGUAGUGUUUUCGGAUCGUGUCGGCUUCUAAUUGUUCAAGUGCUCUCGAAGCAAAUACGAUGGCACAGAAGGAUGGGAGUAUGGUGGGGGACAGUUUGGGGGUCAAAGCCGUCCCGAUGGGCCCCACGCCGGGGGGCGGCGGGGGCGGCGUGGUGGUGGAGGUACGCGAGAAGAAGGGACCCCUGAGGGCCGCCAUACCCACGAUGCCUUUCCCUCUGGCGGUCAUAUGCCUCUUCCUCAACACCUUCAUACCUGGACUUGGUACCUUCAUCUCAGCCUUCACGGUGCUGUGCGGCGCUCGCAGCGAGCUGGUGGCCGAGCGCGGCGCGUGCUGCGUCUUUUGGCUCAACGUGGCAGCCGCUCUCAUCCAGAUUGCGACGGCCGUCAUCAUGGUGGGCUGGAUCAUGAGCAUCUUCUGGGGCAUGGACAUGGUCAUCCUGGCAAUUUCUGAUGGCUAUAGAGAUCAGAGCGUUCCUCAGGACGUCUGAUAGGACUCAACAGUGUGAGCUCAAGUGGGGGGGAGGCACCUGGACACCCCUACCCCGAAACACGCCGGAAAACUUUCCUCCUUUAAACAGAGCAGAAGACACCGGGAGGCGUUUACUAGUCGGAGUAAAACAGAGGGCAUGAAUUCUCCGCCGAAAUGUUAGCAAGCUUACGAGCUAACCGCGACACGUUAGCCGCGAGGCUAGGCGGGAACAGGUAGUGACAAACACGCGUGUACUUCCAGAAAUAACUAAGUGGUUUUUUUUUCGUUUUUAAACCAUAUAAUCUACAUCAACGAUUCCCAACCACGACCAAACACAAAUGUUACAAAAAAAGUAAAAUGUAGUGCCUUGACAUACCUUCGUGUGUUUCUUAAAACAGUUGUGAAAAUAUUCUUCUUCGUUUGUCUUCGCAUGAUUGUAUUAUACUGUCCCCUGGUGGCCAAGUGGUGCACACCAGAAGAAGCGGCAAUUUAAUUAAGUGGUUUUUUUUUUUUACGUUUUUAUCAAGGAUAAUAAGGAAUAAUGUUUCAGUAAUGAGCAUGGUCGUGGAAUGUAUUGAACUUGUAAAUAAUGUUGAUCUCGUCUUAAUUUGCUCACAAAAUUUACGAACGUCUUGUGAAUUUCUUUUGUAGCUAGAGCCAACAUGUGCAGAUUAAUUGUACUUUGUCAUCUAGUAGACCUGUCACUAUACAUCGCUGGCAAAGAUAGAAGAAAAAAAGGUAGAUUGUUUGGAGUAAAUCACUAAUUUGCAAAAGAAUUAAGUGAAAUUUGAUUAUUUGGGUGGUUGGGUUGGGACUCACUGCUCAUCAAGGGUUUCUUACCAAUUCUUGCUUUUGUGUUGGUUUUCUGGGUUAGUAAAAUCUAAAUACAAAAAGAAAGAAAAGAGCAGUGGCUUGAUACAAUAUUUCUGUAAAUGGUGCAUUCUGCUUAUUAAAUGACACAUUUAA